UGUUUAACUAGGCUAUCAACAAAUUAUUAUACAAUUAUGAUUGUUCAUUAAUUCUCGAGUGUAGCUUUUGAAAUGGAUUCCCUUUUAAUUUUGCACAGGAAAAAGGCUCUGAAUAUGAGAGGAUCAUGAUCCUACAGGAACAGAAUGAAGACCUGCAUAACACUUUGCGGCAAACAGUGGUGCGUAUGGAGUGCUUAGGAGCUGAAUUUAUCACUGAACAUCAUCAAUUGGAAUCAGAGCUACAUAGGACUCGUGUGGAACUAAGCAGCAUGAUGGACAAGUUCAUGAGACUUCAGGCUAAUUAUUCUGCCAUUCAGCAGACUGAUGAUUUCCAGGAGGGUGAAACACACUGUAUGGAUGAACGUAUGGAUGCUGAUCGUGAGAAACUGAACCAGCAGAUCUCAGAACUGACAAAACAGCUGUCAGCUGCCAAGACAACCAUUCAGAGCCUGGAGACAAUUAAUGUGACAUCAAUGCUCCAGGAAGCACUUGUAAAGCAUUUUAAAUCAGAUGAUCCCAUCAAGCCAUUCAAGCCAGCUGUUGCACCUCCUCCAUUUCAAUUUAUGGACAGUGACCAUUAUAACAAAGGCUCAGUAGCUGGAGAUGAGCAAUCAUUGGGUCCUGUCCCAGAAGAGGAUGAAUCUGAUUGGUCAGAAAUGGGUGAGGAGGCAAAGCACUAUGCCUUGAGUAGUUUGGAAGGAGGUCAACAUGGUUGUACAGGCUUUUCACCAUGGCAUCAGGAGCAGGGUCGUUGGGUAAAGUCGGAUCAGUACAGAAGGGGAGAUGGAGACACAGAGAGUGAAUCAGGAGGGGAAGAAAUGGCCUACACCCAGCGCCUACAGAUACCCCACCUUCAGUUCAGCAUACACCCAGAGACCUUACCAGUGCCUGUGUCCAGCUUGAAACAGCAUCUGGAUGGCCCUGUAGGAAAGGAAUACCAUAUUCACACUGGACGCCAACUAAGCUCUCCUAUUCGCAUCCUGUCUGCUAGCUUGGAGGGCAUCAACUCCACCGACCUGCAGCAGCUUGAGCAUCAUGGCCAAUUAAAAUGCACCAAAGGUAAGAUGGACUUCCACCAUCCACAACAGGGUGCUGUUGAAGAUUGGACUGAAGAUGAGCUUACUCAUAACUGGAAGAAGGCAAACAAGCAACACACUGGAGAUGGAGAGAAAGGGGCAGGAAGCAGUGGCUCGGAGCCAAUGGCUAAUCUGGAGUCAGCACAGAAGAUGCUUAACCACUUCAUACAGGAGGGAGAGAAGACAAAACUAUGAAACCUAAACUUAAUGUAUUAACCUAAUAAUUAAUAAUUAAUUUAAACACUGAGCAAAUGUGAAUGUGAAUUAGAAUAGUAGAUAUAUUUAUAAAUGGUUUAUAUGAGGUCCCGUUACAAAUUAAGCGGUUUUUAAAGAAAGCCAUGAAAGUCUGAUCAAGGCAGAUAUCUGUGAAUGAGAUGUUAAUGCUAGCCAAAAAAAUUAAUAAUAUAAACUACAGGUAUGGAUGGCAUAACAAAAACAAAAGUAUUUGGUCCAAGUGCAGGUUUAUUGAAGUAAAUGGGAUCAGAGAUGAUAAUCGAUAGAAAAGCCAAGGUCAAAGCCACAUAAUGACAUGAACACUGCAAAAAAUCCAAAGGAGCAAGCCAAACACAGGAACAUGAAAACAAUCCAAGAUUCCAAAUACCAAGACAUCCAAUAUGUGAAAUAAAUGACUCAGAAUUGCAAACAGCAAUGAUGGCAAGACUUCGCAAAGUAUAAGUGGAAAGCUAGAGUCUUUAUAGUGUCAGUGAAUGAGGAAGUAAUUGCAAACAGGUGUGCUAGGUAAACCCGGUGGUGUGGUGUGGAAUUGUCAGAUGAGACCAUGAAAGAUAUUGUAUGAUGGUUAAUUGACUUGUUCCCCCCCUGUCUGGCCAAUUAUUCUAAGGAAUAAUUAAUUCCCUAGAAUCUCUGUUGGAUCCCCUGUGUACUGUGGGACUUUGGAUCCCUUAGGGAAGGGGUAUUCAACUAAAAUUCAUAAAAGUCCAGUUCCUUAAAAUUACUUUCUGGAUCUGGUCUGACUAAACAACUAAUGGUUACUUUUUAAUGUUUAACCAUUACUGAUUUAUUUAUGCUAUAAAUAAGACAAAACAUGUUUUGACUAGCAGCACAGAAAACACGCAAUGCCAUCAGUUCACUAGACCAGCUAGAGUAGCUAAAAUGACCACUGUAGCUAGUCCAUGAUCUCAGGACCUGCAUUCAGCUAAAUAAUUUACAUAAAUACAUGUGAUUGGAUAAGCCACAAUAGAUAGAUCUGUUACAGAAGCGGAGCUGGUUCAUGUUUAGAAAACUGGAGUUGCUGAACUACAGCCAGUUUUUAUAUACGUUUAUCUGCUCUGAUAUUUUUUCAUGUACUCCGUUCUGUCCUCUGAUAUACUUUUCUUGGUCUGUUUACCAGAUGAUGACCACUGCCCUCUUAUAACUAACCCCACCCAUUACAGUUACCACUAAAAUCUGAUCUAAGCAUACCCUCUAAUGACCAGACAAUAAAUACUGCAUAAUUAUAUUUCAAUAUUCAAGAAUUAUAAAUAUGUAGCUACUGUGUUUAGGUUAUUAACUAAUGAGGUAGCUCUAAGCACUCCGUCUGCUGCUCAGAACCACACAAGUUUUGAGUUUGACUUCUGAGUCUGAGUUGUGAGUUAGACUUCUCUAUUCACAGUCAAGGAUAUGUCCACGGGUGACUGGUAGCCCUGCUGAGGUAGAUGCUUUGAUAACUUCUAAAGGCAACAUCAAACAGAAGUGUGGCACUUUGAUUUCACUUGGGUACUAGACAUGGUUGCCCUUAGAAAGCCCUCUUUAACAGCACACACACAUGUAGACUGAGUAGAAAUCCCAAAAAAUCUUUGGUAUGAAUCUCACGCACUGUUUUUUUUUUUAUCUCGGAGAGAAAUUUAUCAGACAUCAGAAGCUGAUUUACAUUCAACAACUGUUUAGGGCUUUAGAAACAGCUUAAAGCAAUGGACUUGAAUUACUUAGUAUGAACUGUAUAUUAUAUAUAAUAUUUGUAGCUCUUAAUGUAAUAAUUUAUUCCCAUUUGUCAUUCUAGGCUCUUGGCACAAUGAAUGAGAUGUAAUAGAGAAAUAAAUAUGUAACAUUUGGUGUUCAUUCAGGUUAUUACUUGAUCUUGUGUAAAGGUUACUUGAAAAUAGAUGUGGAUGCCUCUACCCAUUGAGUAUUUACUUUUAUGUUGUUGUAUAGCGAAAAUCAUAUAGCGAAAAUCAUGUAGCCUAUUAAUGCUUAUUUGUUUGAUUUCUCCAUCAGUGUUUUGAUUUCUCUAACAUAUGUACUGCGUUCUCAAGUUUAUAAUUUCUUUCAAUGUCGAAUUAACACUGGUUUAUAGAAUUCAAGUGUAUGUUUGUACAUCAGUGUGAUUCCUCAGUCUGUGUUGAAUUCACCUUCAAAGUAGUGACAUUAUCUGUAUUAUUCCUGUUCAAUAAUAUAUCUAAUGUAUAUAGUGAACCUGUGCCCACUGUAGCCUCAGAUUUCUGUUCAUGGCUGACAGGAAUGGAACUUCUGCUGUUGGAGCUCAUCCACAACAGCAUUUGAUGUAUUGUUCAUUCUGAGAUGCUUUUCUGUUCACCAUGGUUGUAAAGAGUGAUUAUUUAAGUCACUGCAGCUUUUCUGUCAGCUGGAACAGCCUGGCCAUUCUCUCUCGUCAACAAGUCAUUUCCACCUACAGAACUGCCGCUCAUGGGAUGUUUUUUGUUUUUUGCAUCAAUCUAUGUAAACUCUAGAGACUGUUGUGUGAGAAAAUCCCAGGAGAUCAACGGUUUCUGAAAUUUUUAAACCAGCCAGUCUGGCACGAAAAAAACAUACCACAGACAAAGUCACUGAAAUCCCCUUUAUAAUGUUUAAUGUGAACAUUCAUCAUGUUUAUGCAUUGUUAAAAAAAAAAUCUUAUACACAUUUCAUGUUGUAUACAGUGUUAUAAUUGCAUUUCUCCAGCUAGUGAAAUAUUUCAUAGCAUAACAUACAUAUAUAAGAAAGGAUUUACAUUCAACAUAAUUAUGCUAUUUAUUUACUCAAAUUUACACAUUUAUCCAUGUAUUAUAUAAUUUAUUCCUUUAUAUUGAUUUGUCUUCUGU
Messenger RNA from Pangasianodon hypophthalmus (striped catfish), 4114 nucleotides. RefSeq lists its product as uncharacterized. Bases 126 to 1271 code for a protein of 381 amino acids. The transcript has 5 exons. Lineage: Eukaryota; Metazoa; Chordata; Actinopteri; Siluriformes; Pangasiidae. The record is from RefSeq and is a predicted model, not a curated record.